Theileria annulata is the source of this 606-nucleotide messenger RNA. RefSeq lists its product as uncharacterized. NCBI's taxonomy places the organism in Eukaryota, Apicomplexa, Aconoidasida, Piroplasmida, Theileriidae. The record is from RefSeq and is a predicted model, not a curated record. The transcript has 4 exons. Bases 1 to 606 code for a protein of 201 amino acids.
AUGUACAAUACCUUUUAUUUACUAUUUUCCUUUGUCCUUCUAUCAAAUUUCACCAUUUUUGCCCAGAGUAACUACAACAUUAAUGUAAUUUUCAAUGGUGUUAUGUACAAUAAAGAUGUCAAAAACAACGAUCUAUUAUCUGCUAUUGAUUCCAUAGUUAGGGAGCAAAAUUUUGAGUACAAAUCAAUAGUUAACCACCUAAAUUAUUACUCCAUUUACUACCAAAAUAAACUCAUUAACAACCUAACUAACCUUAAAAUCAACAGCAAUAACAAUUAUUUAUACGUCUACUACACUCAACAAGGCUUAAAUGAGAUUUAUCUUAGCAAUAAUAUAAACAAUCUACUGAGCCUAGUCAAAAAAUUCAUAAAUAACAGUGAAAUGUACACUAUAAUUGAACAAGUUUUCAAAUCGGAUUUCAUUAUUUCACUCCUACAGACCAUCUUGUUCAGUAACGGGAAUAAAAAUAACUCUCAAAACAGUUUAUUGCUAAAAUUACUUUUAAAUAAGUUUGAUAAUGCCAGUACUCCCAAUAACAAGGAUAAGGGCAAGGAAUCUAAAGAUCGAGAAAAUAAAAUCAGCAACGUCCUUGUUAGUCUCAACUAA